UGUCAUAUAUGAAAAAUAUAACCUUACUUUUAAACGAAGUACUGAACGAACAUCAAAAUGUUUAGGACUUUGAUAAGUAAAAUAAGUACAAUUCAAUCACAUGGCUUUCACACGACAACGUGUUUACAUGAAGUACAAUUACUGACCCGCCUCAGAGUAGUGGAUAAUUCUGAAAUAGGCAAGCGGGCUAUGGCAGAAGGCAAACCACCCAAAGUUAUUUGUGUCUACAACAAAAAACGUGUGGGCUAUAUUGGAGAUAGAGUAAUGGUAGCUAUUAAAGGUCAAAAAAAGAAAGGAAUUCUAGUAGGUUUAAAACAAACCCAAAAAGUAAAAGUGCCAAAGUUUGAUAGCAACAACAUUGUCCUAAUUGAUGACAACGGCACUCCUCUCGGCACUCGUAUCCAUGUCCCCAUUCCUACGAUCCUGCGCACUAUACUCAAAGAGAGGACCCACGCUAAAGGAGCUGACUACACCAAACUAUUAGGUAUUGCAACCAGAUUUGUGUAGAUAGACUUAGUAGUGUAAUGAUUGAAUAAAGUUAUUUAGUAUUUA
Molecule: messenger RNA, 552 nt
Organism: Nymphalis io (European peacock)
Lineage: Eukaryota; Metazoa; Arthropoda; Insecta; Lepidoptera; Nymphalidae
Gene: mRpL14
Product: 39S ribosomal protein L14, mitochondrial
Exons: 2
Coding region: 58-507 (149 amino acids)
Biological process (GO): translation
Cellular component (GO): mitochondrion; ribosome
Molecular function (GO): structural constituent of ribosome
Source: RefSeq, a predicted model, not a curated record